This is a messenger RNA of Elgaria multicarinata webbii, 3794 nucleotides long. It is a transcript of the gene SLC35E2B, whose product is annotated as solute carrier family 35 member E2B. NCBI's taxonomy places the organism in Eukaryota, Metazoa, Chordata, Lepidosauria, Squamata, Anguidae. Gene Ontology annotation, molecular function: antiporter activity. The transcript has 9 exons. The record is from RefSeq and is a predicted model, not a curated record. The coding region runs from base 248 to 1516 and encodes 422 amino acids. Gene Ontology annotation, cellular component: Golgi apparatus.
GAUUGGAGGAGGGGCCCUUGGCGGAUCUGGCCGGGGAAGGCGGCCGCGAUCAUGGCUGCGGAAGACGAGGACGAGACCCGUCCGAGGGGAGAGGCAGGGAAUGGAAAGGCACCCAGGCAAAAGCAUGUCAAGUUAUCUGCAAGCGAGAGGAACUUUGGUGGGAUACCCGUGGACUGCUGGGCUAGAGGAUUCAUCCCACUGAAGCUGAGUUCUCUACUCGGUUGAGGCGCGUCGUUUUCAAGGCCGAAUGCUGAUCUCGUCCCUCAAGAUGGCCGCCAUCCCGAGCAGCCCGGGUUCGGAGAACGCCAGUGAUGUUUCCGCCGCCUCGCCUCUCCUCCUGGAGGAAAAGCCCAAGCACAAAGGCUUUCUCCAACUCGGCUCCCUCUUCGGGGCCCGCAACGAAAAGUUCGUCAUCGCCCGGAGCGACAGCGUGCCGGAAGAGAACGUUUUGAAAAUCACUAUCACCGAAACCACGGUCAUUGAGUCGGACCUGGGCAUUUGGAAUUCCCACGCCCUGAUCUACCUCACUUUGUGGUUCUUUUUCAGCUUUUGCACCCUUUUUCUUAAUAAGUACAUCCUUUCGCUGCUGGAGGGGGAGCCGAGCAUGCUGGGCGCCGUCCAGAUGCUCUCGACCACAUUCAUCGGGUUCAUCAAGAUGUUCGUCCCCUGCUGCCUAUACCAGCACAAGACGCGCCUCUCUUACCCGCCCAACUUCAUCAUGAUCAUGUUGUUUGUCGGGCUGAUGAGGUUUGCAACCGUGGUCUUGGGCCUGGUCAGUCUGAAGAACGUUGCGGUUUCCUUUGCCGAGACGGUGAAAAGCUCCGCGCCCAUUUUCACCGUCAUCAUGUCUCGCAUGAUAUUAGGAGAAUAUACCGGACUGCUGGUGAACCUCUCUCUGGUUCCCGUCAUGGGAGGUCUCGCCCUGUGCACCGCGACCGAGCUGAGCUUCAACUUCCUCGGCUUCUCGGCGGCUUUGUCUACGAACAUUAUGGACUGCUUGCAAAAUGUUUUCUCCAAAAAACUGCUCAGCGGAGACAAGUACCGCUUCUCCGCCCCAGAGCUUCAGUUCUACACCAGCGCAGCCGCGGUGAUCAUGCUUAUUCCAGCUUGGAUCUUUUUCAUGGAUGUCCCAGUAAUUGGGAAAAGCGGGAAGAGCUUCCAGUACAACCAAGAUGUGGUCGUGCUGCUCCUCAUAGACGGAGCCCUGUUCCAUCUUCAAAGCGUCACAGCCUACGCCUUGAUGGGCAAGAUCUCACCUGUAACUUUCAGCGUCGCCAGCACGGUGAAGCACGCCCUCUCCAUCUGGCUCAGCAUCAUCGUCUUCGGUAACAAGAUCACCAGCCUUUCGGCCAUCGGGACCGUCUUCGUGACGGUCGGGGUUCUGCUAUAUAACAAGGCAAAGCAGCGUCAGCAAGAAGCCAUUCAGAGCCUCGCAGCUGUGUCUUCGCCUCUAGCCACGUCGCAGAAUGGCGCCACGGAGCCGCUAAUUCCCAAGGACCUCAAGCCGUAUGAAUGAGACCAGCCUCUCGCCCUCCGCUGUGCCAGCCUGAGACCCGUUGCGCUCGCAGGGCAGGGGAUGGUUCGCAGUCGAGCAAAACGGGAGGCGGGCCGUUGCAAAGGUCUCUGAGAAGCAGCAGAGUGUUCCGGAUCAGUUGGCCUUGCGUUCGGCUCGUGACUCUUAUAUCAAAACCAAACGCACGCAGGUAAGGAGGCGGCUUCUGGAGUCCAGCCUCUGCCCAAGCAAUGUGAAAUAUGGCGCGUUUCCCCGUCGGCAUGGGUGCAGCGGGCUGGAAACGCCUCCAUUGCAGGGUGUGGACAUCUUUUGCCGAAAUGGAAUUUCAGAAGGCAAAGCGGUGGUUGGUUUUGUCCCGAUUCCCACACCGUGAUAGAGUGUUGACUGGUGGGAGAUGCAAACCAGCAAAGGAGACCCGUUGGGGCUGCCCGGCCCCCUAACCACUAGCCUGCUGCGUGUUGGAUAUGCACCCGUAGACACCCUCAACCUCACAUGCACUCUCGGAUGGGCCAAAUCUAGGAACAGAAGCCACUAUGUAUGUUUAGGGGAAAACCUCCUUUGAUGUUCAGCCAUCGAUGAGAUGACAUCAGCAACUUUGACAGCAAUCCUACGCACACGCACGCACAGUUUAAAUGUCAUUCCCCCCCUGAACUGACAUUUAUAAAGUGUUCUUAGACACAGGCUUGGGCAAUGCUUUGCACCACGGAUUGGGAGGGAGAAGAAUUUGAGCCUUGUUUGUUUUCGUUUUUGAGACUGUACAAGCAGGCAGUAAAUAAGGGACUCCUGGAAACGCAAGUUUCCUGUUUAAUGAAUGUCAACGAGGCGUUCUUCCGGGAAAGGGCCCCGAAACAGAAUCGGAGGAGGGAGAGGCACAAGGGCAGUCUCUCUCUCUCUCUCUCUCUCUCUCUCUCUCUCUCUCUAAAUAUGGCAGAGUUGCGCCUAUCACCUCUUGGGGUUAAGGGGUUAACGCACAAGAUUAUAAAGGCAGGGGGGUGGAGGAAGCAGGGCUCAGCAUUCUGUUCUGAAUUAUGAUGUACAGCUCUGGUCGGCAACUAGCUUGGCCGGAAAGCUGCUUUGAGAAGGGAGUGAGUUUGGGCAGGGCAGAGCUCCCCUCUCUUAUCCCUGCCGGCAAACCCCGUUAGGAACACAGGGAGCCGCCUUCUUAUACCAGGGCAAGACUAUUUCUCCAUUCAGCCCAGGAUUACUCGCUCUUGGCUGGAAGCGGUUCUCCGGCGUUUCCGGCCCAGCGUUUUUCCUGCUACCUGAACCUUCUGACUGGAGAUGCCAAGGAUGGAACCUGUAGAGAAUAGGCCGCAGUUCAGGUUUGGAGCGAAACCUGAGUUCAUUCACCCGGCGCUGUCUGUUCCUUAUUUAGCACUUCUCCUUUCGUGGGAGGCAAUCUUGUUUAUUUCUCUCUGCCCGUGGUGCACGCGGAUCUGGAUUCAGUGAGGGUUGAUGUGUUGGGAAUAUCCCUGAUAUGGGGAAAGGGCGGAAGCGACUUGAUGGGAGGGACCAGAGUUAGAACUGCACUGAAUGGACAAAAGGUGAGAGCCACACAGCCAGGGGUCUGAGCCCACAAAUUAGCAGUCGCAUUGGCAGACUUAAUAGAGUCACCUUUACAAGGCUUGCUAACCCCACACACUGCUUUGUAUCUCGGUGAAUUUCAGCAGGUUUCCGUGCUUUGUAAAAGAAAAGGGGGGAAAAAGCAGCCCACCACAUCGCUUGGGCUGCCGCCUCACCUGAUGAAUUGCAUCUUAAGUGUCUUCAUCAUCAAGCACAAUCCUGGGCGUAUCUACCUAGAAGUAAGCCCCAUUGAGUUCAAUAGGGUUUACUCCAAGGGAAGUAGGACUUGGAUUGCAGCUUAAAUCCACAUACAUUUGCCUACGAAUGAAAUGAAAUGAAAUGGUGGACAGGGCAGGGAAGCAUUCUUCGUUUUGAGGUGACGACUUUGCCUUCCUUAAGAGGCAUUCUCUCCUUGGUGUACAGCGAUGCUUGUUCCAAACUGAUUUUUCUGCGUAAGUACUUCAAUCUCGUUUGUUUGUUUUUAAAUCUGCCUGACUAACGUUUGCGUGCACUUUUUAACGGCCCGGAAGGCUUUCAGAUUGGUUCGACUAAGCCAUCCAUUGACCGUAAACGUAUCGGUCCUAAAUCCUCAUAGAGAAACGUGUAUGUUUUUCAGCGUCUCAUCCUCAGAGGGCCAGGCUCGGAAUGAAUGUAGCAGUCCGUAAUGAAAUAAGAUUCUACUAGUUUUAUUUAAAGGAUUUCCGGGUUCUAGUAAAAA